Molecule: messenger RNA, 2103 nt
Organism: Athalia rosae (coleseed sawfly)
Lineage: Eukaryota; Metazoa; Arthropoda; Insecta; Hymenoptera; Athaliidae
Gene: Ccz1
Product: vacuolar fusion protein CCZ1 homolog
Exons: 10
Coding region: 169-1563 (464 amino acids)
Biological process (GO): vesicle-mediated transport
Cellular component (GO): intracellular membrane-bounded organelle; Mon1-Ccz1 complex
Source: RefSeq, a predicted model, not a curated record
GCUUCAGUGAACGUUGUUCCAGUUAAAUAAAGCUGUCAAAAUUUGACAGAAGUGUUGAAUAUGUCUGUAUGAAAAAUUAGAUUAAUUGUAAUAUGAGGAAUAUCCUGUUGCUUUGGUGAAUAUAAAUCAACUGAUCGUUCGUUAUAAUAUAUAUGAAAAUCCAUUGAGAUGACAUCAAAGACUGAAAUCACAUUGGAACAUUUUUAUGUCUUCAAUGGCACAUAUGCAAAGAAGGAAGGAGAGGAAGAGAAAAAAAUUCUAUAUUAUUACCCGGUAGUGACGGAUGCUGAUACUCAAAUAAAAAAUAUCGGCCUUGGCGAGGCGAUCAUUAAAUUUACCCAAUCUUUCAACCCAGGACAAGCAUGUGAUUAUUGUCAUACUCACAAAACUCGUCAAAUCUAUUACGAACCUGAACCAGAUUUCUGGAUGGUUAUGAUUGUUGGCGUACCGUAUGUUUGGAAGACCAAAGAUGAUACCGAAUAUAUUGAAUACCAGCAUGAUGAAGUAUCGAGCAGUGUUUGCCAGGCUAUUCUCAAACAGACUUAUGCAAUGUUCAGACUUUUUAUGGGAUCUUUUAAUACCAUCUUGAAUGAUCCUGACUGUGGUUCUGUUACUCUUUUAAAACAUAAGCUGGAUCAUUUCUACUCAAGGUAUCUUCUUUCCUUGAAAUUGAAUAACAGUGACAUUCUGGACGUUUUUCAAGGUCUGCAAUUUCUACCUCUGGAUAAAACUACCUUUCUUCAUGUACAAUGCUUCAUGAAUCUUGUAGAAGCUAUGUUUUCACAAGUAAAAUAUACUGCAUUUCUCUACAAUGAUCAAUUGGUCUGGAGUGGCUUAGAACCCGAAGAUAUGCAGGUCGUUUAUAAUUACUUAGUAAGCACACUACUUCCUGCCCAUCUGGAAACAGAAUUACACGGAGGAUCAAUGCCUCGCAAUUCUCCUUCACCAUUCACAAGUUCACAUUAUGGCAAAUUUGUGACCGGUCCAAGCAGCAUCAAUGAGCCCAGUGGAAUAGGGAAAUUACCUAAAGUGUUUAUCAAUUAUUCGUCAAAACCAGUCUCAUUAUAUUUGGUAGUUUAUCGAGCACUGAGUGCGACGUUAUGUUUGUUUGUAGAUAGCAGGACAAGUCUACUUAUGGAUUUUUUUAAAAGCUUGGACACCUUUCUCGGCCCGCAAUUAACUACCUUGGUCAGUUUGGUAGCGGAACAAUGCUCGAAGCAUGUAUCGUUCGCUGCUGAAUCGUGUCCAAAAUAUUUAUAUUUCAACAAACUGAAUUUAGCCUACAAGAGUACGAUUCAUUUGGAUAAUAGAAGAUGUUCUAAUGUACUUACGACACCGGAGGUACUGCGGAUAAUAACAGACAUAAACAACGACACCAAGAGAUUAAAAGAGGCUGGAGAAAUCGUCAUAAAAACUAUGAGCGAAUACUGGGUCGUUGGAAAACUCUCUAAUUUAAGAGAAUUUUUUGUUGUCAUACAACAAAAGAAUGCUAGUUUGAUUGAAAUUGAUGAUGAGGUGAGAAGACUUUGCGAUCAACAGUUGAAAAGUAUUUUUUUUCAUUAAUACCUCCUAAAAAUGUAACAUCGCUUAUUCGAACAAGUAUUAAGAGAAGAAUCAAACUGCAAUAAUCAGUGAAAAAUUGGUAAGCCCAAAACUGUUGCAGCAUUGAGCACAUUUAACCGAUGUGGUUUAAUGUCAUUCCGUUUUUCAUCAGGACGUCCAAACAAGCAUCCAAUUAUGCGAAUUACUCAUGAUAAUUGAGUUGUCAGGUAAGGAUUUGAACAUUUCAUCUGUACCGUACAGCAACGUGUAAUAUACUAGAUAACAAGAAAAGACUUCGAAGAAUAAUAAUAUUUAAUGUACAACGCAAUAAAUCUACAUCAACUUUACAUACAUACCCAUUGUUAUCAGAUAAGAAACAAUUCUGAACACAUUCGAAUAUUGAUUGAGAUAAAUAAUCAAGAAGAGUUGUAAAUAUUAUUUGACAGGUUGGAAAAUAGGGAGCACUUUAGAGUUUAAAAAUUGUAUAUUCAUUUGAAAUAUAAGAUGCAAAAGUUUUGUGUUUGCGAAUUGAUUUGACAGAAAUACAAAAAUGAAUGAUUA